CUGACUCAUCGACGUUGCCGACAGCGACGCUCGCUCACUGCAGGAGUUCGGACGAGCUCCUACUCCGAGUCCUCGAUGGUGGGAUGGAUUCGGAGUCCCUGCUAAAUCUUGAAUGUCAGAUUUGGAGAGUUUUUGGUUUCCAGCCGGCUUUCUUCCGCGGUCGGAAUGGGUUGCAAAAAUGGCGAGGAUUUCUGGAGAUAGGAUCCACGCUGUGGAUUCCCAGCCCGGGAUCCUCGUCCGGACAAAUUGUGCUGACUAAUUGACUAGUGUCUGGCAUUUGUGUGCUGAUCAACUGCAUACAAACAUCUCGUCCAUGGGCCGGAGAAGCGGGUUUUGUCUCCCGGAAUUUCUCGAUUUUGUUCUUCACCUCUGUUCUUAGGAGGGAGUAAAUUGAACGACUCCGCCACGGGCUCAUCUCACAAUGUCGGGGCCCGGGGGUAUGAAAGUUACUAGCCUGAAUGGAGUGAAAGUGUAUGCUGUCUCUGGACAGCGGUCGUUCGCAACAUGGGUCGCACCCGCGAAGAUGCGAGCCUUGCGGAAAGACGACGAGUACAUGCGCAGGAUAGAGCUUUUGCAGGACUUACAAUUCGACACAGCUUCGACGCGCAUAAAAGCAACACGAGACGGACAGUAUCUGGUGGCAUCAGGAAUUUACCCUCCGCAAGUGAAGGUUUAUGAAUUGAAGGAGAUGUCCCUCAAGUUCGAACGGCACCUUAAUUCCGAAAUUGUGGAUUUCCAAGUUCUGAGCGAGGACUAUUCCAAAAUGGCGUUUCUGUGCGCAGAUCGCUCUGUCUGCUUGCACGCGAAAUUUGGCAGCUAUUUCAGCACGCGAAUCCCUAGGAUGGGCAGAGACUUGUCGUAUGAUUGUUGGUCAUGCGACCUCUUGGUCGCUGCAUCAUCGCAGGAGAUUUAUCGUCUGAAUUUGGAGCAGGGUCGAUUUCUCGCUCCCCUUCAGACCGAGUCCCCCGGAGUGAACGUCUUGGGGCGAAGCCUGGUCCACGGAAUGAUUGCUGCUGGAGGCGACGACGGUGCCAUCGAGUGUUAUGAUUUACGACAGAAGGCCUCUAUCGGUCGCAUUGAUGCCGCGGCUUCGACUGACAAUCCUGACCAGGAGAUAACUGCCUUGCGGUUCGAUGAAGGCGAAGGAAUUCUCCUCGCUGCCGGCACCAGCUCUGGCCAGGUGCUGGUGUACGAUCUGCGAUCCUCGAAACCCAUACACACCAAGGAUCACAUGUAUGGCGCCCCGAUAAUUGACAUCAAAUGGCAUGAGAGUGUUAGCUCCAAGUCUCGACAUCUCAUUACGACCGAUACUCGAGUUAUGCGAAUAUGGGAACCUCAGACUGGAAAGGCGCUUACGAGUAUUGAGUCACCUGCCGGCGAGAUCAAUGAUGUUUGCGUGUACCCCAAUAGCGGGCUCAUAUUCAUGGCACUCGAUUCUCCUAGAAUGUCGUCAUAUUUCGUGCCUUCACUCGGCCCUGCUCCGAGUUGGUGCUCGUUUCUGGAAAACCUGACAGAAGAGCUGGAGGAGAAUCCACAGACCACUAUCUAUGACGACUUCAAGUUUGUGACGAGGAAGGAUUUGGAAGCUCUCAAUCUAACGAACCUGCUUGGCACUAAUCUGUUGAGAGCCUAUAUGCACGGCUUUUUUAUUGAUCACCGGCUCUACAACAAGGCGAAAAGUAUGGCUGACCCUUUUGCCUACGAAGAAUACAGGAAUGAGCGGGUGCUACAAAAGAUGGACGCUGAGCGUGCUGCUCGCAUCACGAUAAAGACCAAACUUCCGAAGGUGAACAAGGAACUAGCCGCCCGGAUACUCAAAAAGAGCGAGAAGCUCGGUGAAGAUGACCAAGAAGAGGAGACUGGCGAAGCAGGUCGCCGUGCCGCUCGAAAGAAGAGUGGAAUCAGCAUUCUUAAGGACGACCGGUUUGCUGCCAUGUUUGAAGAUGAGGCUUACCAAGUGGAUGAAGGAACUGCUGAAUACAAAGCUCUGCAUCCGAACGUCGACAAGAGGAAGCCAUUUCUUGUGGACGAGCACUUUGACCUCGUUUCCGAUAAGGAGGACGAGGAAAGUGAAGAAGAGGACGACGGUAGUAGCAGCGGUGACUCAAUGGAUGAUGGUGAUGAUGAAAGGAGAGACAGACCAGAGAAGAAGAAGCCAAAGAAGUCCAAGCAGAAGAAGUUCCCGAAAGCAUUGUCCGAGUCAGGACCACGAUUUUAUGAGGCCAAGGACGAGGUUCAUGCACAAGCGUUCAAAAAGAAAGUUUCCCUGGUUGCCGAGCAAAAGUUACCCUUGGGGGCAAGAGUGGAGGACGCUGAGAAGUCUACAUACAGGCAUCAUCGAAACGGUGCUGAAGUCAAAGGCCUUGGUGGCAGUCGCCAAAUUUCCUUCAAUCCGAAGCGAAGUUCAAGAGACGAAUCUCCUGAUGGACGAAGUUAUAAAACUGGCUAUAGGCCUAAGAAGCGAGGAAUACAAGAACUCGGAUUGAAAAGUGACAGCCCAGGAGGAAGGGGUAGAGGCAGAGGUGGAUUCAGAGGCGGCAGGGGUGGAGGAAGAGGCGGAGGUGGAGGUGGAGGUAGCAGGGGUGGAGGCAGAGGUGGAAGCAGGGGAAGAGGCCGGAGCAGGGAUUGAGUAGGAAUAAUUGAAGAGACAUAGUUAGACGGAUUAGUCCAGAAGAAGAUCUAGAGAAUUUGUAAAGGAUAACAUACCUGAUUUUUUAAAUGUAGUGAUUCUUGACGUCGUAGUGCCGAAGCACACCUACCCUCGGCCUUCUUCGAUACAAUAUGGCCACCCACUCUACGAUCGCAACCGUCCAAUGAUACGCAAGAAGCGGGACUAUGGAGACCAAAUCGUUCCGUCAGGAAGUGAAGGCCUUUUCGUAGGUGAGGCUGUUUGUUGUUGCGGAAGCAAGGUGUCUGUGCUCGAGGCUUCGGUAAGAGGUAGUUGGUGUAGAAGUGAACCGUGAGAGGUGCAGUGUUAGAUGUUUGUAACGGGAAGUGUUUGUACCUGAAUUUUGGAGCCGGAUGCCGGAUUGCAUAGCAAGAUGGCUCGGCCAUGCUCGGUGAUGUCGAGAGAACCGAGAAUUUGCCGGUCCAUCCUCGUAGGGUAAGCCUGUUGGAAUUAGUAAAGAGUAACGAAUUUUGCUCUCACAAAUCUAAUCGUGCACGCUUGUUUUGGUGGGGACAUGCUUGCCAUGGCGGCAGGGGUGAGGCCUCUGAAAUUGCCAUCCGGUCCAAGUGCUCCCAUUGUUCCCAACAUAAGGAUGUCCCGACAAGACGGCCCAGGACAUCCGGAAAUUGGUUCUUUGUAGGCCACCUUUGGACGCAAGGC
Messenger RNA from Marchantia polymorpha subsp. ruderalis, 3328 nucleotides. The record is from the annotation of a GenBank genome assembly. Lineage: Eukaryota; Viridiplantae; Streptophyta; Marchantiopsida; Marchantiales; Marchantiaceae.